This is a messenger RNA of Ogataea philodendri, 855 nucleotides long. RefSeq lists its product as uncharacterized. Gene Ontology annotation, biological process: ribosomal large subunit biogenesis; rRNA processing. The record is from RefSeq and is a predicted model, not a curated record. Lineage: Eukaryota; Fungi; Ascomycota; Pichiomycetes; Pichiales; Pichiaceae. Gene Ontology annotation, cellular component: nuclear periphery; preribosome, large subunit precursor; nucleolus. Bases 1 to 855 code for a protein of 284 amino acids. The transcript has a single exon.
AUGGCACAGGAAUACGAAAGCACUGCUCUGAGCAAAAAGGAGCAGCGCAAGCUCAAGAAGAUGUUGCUUGAAACUGCUUCUGAUGAUGAGGAGGAAGAAGAACAGCUGGAUUUGGAGAAGCUGAACGAGAGCGCCGACGAAGAUGAGUUGGAACUGGAUCAGGAGUCUGACAUUCCUCUUUCUGAUGCAGAGAUCGGUUCUGACGACGACGUUGUUCCACACACCAAGCUGACUGUGAACAAAUUGACAGCCUUGAAGCAGUCGCUGGCCACUUUCGCGUACCCUUGGGACAAGCUCAAGUUCAACGAGCACCAGACGGUGACCUCGUCCGAGGCAGUUGCUCCCAAGAUUAAGGACGUUGACGACGACACAGAACGCGAGCUUGCUUUUUAUAAACAGGGACUGGAGGCUGCUGUCGAGGGACGCAAGAAGCUUCUGGCUUUGAAGGUGCCAUUUACUAGACCAAAGGACUACUUUGCAGAGAUGCUCAAGGACGAUUCACAUAUGGACAAGUUGAAGGCCAAGCUGGUCACCGAGGCUACCGAAAAGAAGGCUAGAGAGGAGGCCAGAAGACAGAGGCAACUCAAGAAAUUCGGAAAACAGGUUCAACACGAGACGUUGCAAAAGAGACAGAAGGAAAAGAGCGAUGCUCUGGCAAAGAUCAAAUCGCUCAAGCGUAAGAGACAGAAUAAUGAGAUUGGUGACGACGAAUUCAAUAUCGCCGUGGAAGAGGCUGCAGGCGAUGCUUCGGAUAGAGGACGCAGAGGAAGCAAGAAACAGCGGGUCGAGUCGAAGUUGAACCGCAAGAAGCCUCAACGUCCUGGAAAGAGCAAGAGACAUAGAAGAGGUAACUAA